Messenger RNA from Pogonomyrmex barbatus (red harvester ant), 1920 nucleotides. RefSeq lists its product as uncharacterized. Lineage: Eukaryota; Metazoa; Arthropoda; Insecta; Hymenoptera; Formicidae. The record is from RefSeq and is a predicted model, not a curated record.
AUGAGCGCGCAAGAAUUACGCCGCCAACGAGGAUAUAUCAAGGCAAAACAAACACAUAUUUGGAAGUUUGUGGAAAACGCAAGUCAGAGGACGCCGAGCAUUGAAACGGUCACAGUAUAUUCAAAAAAAUUAGAACAAGUGUACAAAGAAUUUAACGAAAUACAGCGGCAAUUGGUAUGCGUUAUCGAAGAGAAUGAGCUGCCAAUGGAAGAUCAACGAGAAGACGAUGUAUUUGAAGAACGAUACGUAGAAUUGAGUGCAACAUUGUCGAGAUGGGCUGCUGCAAUUAAACCGACUGUAAGUACAACUAACGAUGGCGAAUCACUUGCACAAGUGAUAGAGCAGCAAACAGAAGUAAUUAGAGCGUUAAGUUCAAAUGGUUCACAAAUUGAUGCCAGAGUCAAACUGCCGGUAAUCAAUUUGCCAAUCUUUUCGGGAGAAAUAGAGGACUGGACACGGUUUUCUGAUACCUUUACCGCAUUAAUUCAUAACAGCGAUUUAUCGACAAUUCAAAAGCUGCAAUAUUUGGUCGGUGCAUUGACGGGAAGCGCGGCAAAGAUCAUCGAAUCAAUCGAGAUUUCGGCACGGAACUACGACGUGGCCUGGAAUCUUUUAAGAAACCGUUACGAAGAUAAGAAAGCUUUAAAGCGAAGACAUCUUCAAUGUUUAUUUGAAGCACCUAAGGUCGAGCGAGAAUCAGCCGUUGAUAUUCAAGAAUUAAUUAAUCAUUUCCAGAAACAUCUUCGAAUUGUAAAAUCCAUGGAGUCCACCAGUGAAACAUGGGCGGAUUUUUUGAUAUUAUAUAUGGUGGAGGAGAAGCUGGACAGAGUUACUCGGCGCCGCUGGGAAGAGAGUAUGGAAGGUCGACAAACUGUUACGGUCGAUUUAUUAUUUGACUUUUUGCAGCGACGUGUGCAAAUGCUUGAUCGACUGGGCAGCGCAUUCCACAGAGAGGAAUCGAACUAUGGAGGAGUGGCAGCGAACUCCAGACGAGGCAGUGAAACACCGAGGUCGUUAGGGAGGAUUGACAAUUCGAGAGUCGCUGGAAGAAACGAGGCCUCAAGAUCUGCAGGAAGAAACGAGGCAAGGACAUCUAGAAAUAAUCAAACUGUAAGUUUAGCCGUGUCAACAGUCAUCGGGCGCUGUUUUAUAUGUGGCGGUCCUCAUUUAAUAUAUUCGUGUGAAAGAUUUUUAAAUCUGUCUGUGCGAGAAAGAAUUGACGAAGUUAAGCGAUUGAAGCUUUGUUUUAAUUGUUUACGGAACGAUCAUUUUGUCAGCGCUUGUAGAGCGAGUUCCUGUCGACAAUGCGCGAGGAGGCAUAAUACAUUGUGUCAUACAGAACAAGAAGAGCCUCGAGUAGACAAGGUUACUUCAAACAUUGAAGCGGUUAACGGAGAAGGUCGAAAAAAUAAAAGAGCGAACGUUAAUUUGUCGGUACAUCACACAACGAAUCGCGCGGAAUUUGGCGAAAUUUUAAUGUCAACGGCAAUAGUAUAUGUAAAAGACUCGAACAUGUUCGAUCAACCUAUUCGCGUUCUUCUUGAUAGCGCGAGCGAAGCGAAUUUUAUAACAAGAGCAGCCUGUGCUAAAUUAAAUUUAAAAUUAGAGGACAUUCACGAGGCAGUCUCGGGCAUUGGUAGUUCAAUUUGUACGAUAAAUCACGGAUGUCAAGUAACGAUAAAAUCAAGAAUAACCACUUAUCUAUUAUCUGCAUUUUGUUUGGUAGUGCCGAGGAUUACUAGAGAACUGCCUUCGGUGGCAGUUAAUAGUGAUGCUUUUUCAAUAACCGACACGUUAAAUUUAGCCGAUCCGCAAUACCAUCGUCCGAGUCAGAUCGACAUGCUGUUGGGCAGCGAAUUCUUUUUAAAGUUAUUAGAACCUGCAAGGGUUGAGCUCGGAAAUGAUUUGCCUACAUUAUAG